AUAAAGAAUGUGAAGAUGAUAUUAAAGAGAAUAAUGAAGAGAGUGAAACAAAUAAGAAUGAUAAUAAACAUGAUAAUAAACAUGAAAAUUUAAAUUUAGCAGGAUUUUCUGAAUCUACAAAAAGUUAA
This is a messenger RNA of Funneliformis mosseae, 128 nucleotides long. Lineage: Eukaryota; Fungi; Glomeromycota; Glomeromycetes; Glomerales; Glomeraceae. The record is from the annotation of a GenBank genome assembly.